This is a messenger RNA of Haplochromis burtoni (Burton's mouthbrooder), 3265 nucleotides long. RefSeq names its product cugbp, Elav-like family member 1 (gene celf1). The coding region runs from base 1245 to 2777 and encodes 510 amino acids. Gene Ontology annotation, molecular function: mRNA 3'-UTR binding. Gene Ontology annotation, cellular component: ribonucleoprotein complex; cytoplasm; nucleus. The record is from RefSeq and is a predicted model, not a curated record. Gene Ontology annotation, biological process: regulation of alternative mRNA splicing, via spliceosome; mRNA splice site recognition. The transcript is spliced from 14 exons. Lineage: Eukaryota; Metazoa; Chordata; Actinopteri; Cichliformes; Cichlidae.
UUACAAACCAGUUCUGGUUCAUCCGUUUCAUUCAACGAUCCACUUUUGCUCUUCUCAUUCUGCGUCAACGCCGUGUGCGUAUGUAAACAAAGGCACUGUGCCUUGCUGGAGGGGAAAAGUGAAGACGCCCAUGCAGAGUGCAGCAUAUGUAAGGAAUAACAGACGGGUGUGUUUUAAUCUGAUCCAAUUUGUCUUUUAGACAGUGGAGGAAAAUGUGUACUGUCUUACAUUGUGUCGAAAUGAAGGCACAGAGGUCAAAUGCUGCCUUUUGCAGAUUCGGUCUGUUUAUUUUUGUUAAAUUUGUAGUAAAUUAUUGCCUGGUUUGUUUGUCACUGUAUUAAUAUAGUUGUGCUCAACUAACAGUGUCUUUUUUUUGUUUCUUUGUUGAGGACUUACGUGGGUCAAAGCAUGUUUUUAUAUUAAAUUAUAACAUGUCAGUAAACUGUAUGUCCCUUGAUAUAACUAUUUUCCAGUGUAACCCUUGGUGAACUUAAUUGUUUGUGUGUAGCUGUGAGUUUAGGCUGCACACACAAAGGCGUUAUUUGAUAUUGGUUCAUGUAUAUCUUUACACACAAAAAUCACACACCGACCUGUGCAGCAUGUAAGACAACAGCGAAAACACGGGCCCCUCAGGCCGGAACCUAAUUGUUACUCUUGGUGUAGCUAGUCCAGGGAUUAGCUGCUGGCUGGGGAGUACUAUUCACUCCCCUUUUCAUUCCCUCUGACCACUGGGCCUUAUCACCAUCAAUUUGACACCUUGUUUAUCUGACGCUGCAGCCAGAUUUGCUGGCCUAGGAGAAAUGUUCACAAAGGCCCUGGAUCAUCAGCACUUUGAUUGUGGUCAUUCAUAUGGCUAUUACGCACUCUAGUCCCAGUUAUCCCAGCAUCCCUCUGUUUCCAUGAACUACAUGCAGUUUUUAGUCUCUGUCCCAGAGCCUGGUAAGCUAACCUGAAGGCCUGCCAGUUUGUCUCUGACGUUUUUGUUCUUCUUUCAUCUCAAACAUAAGUGUCCCUUUACUUGAUUUAUUUUUUUUUUGGUUUGUUUUUGUGUUCAAACACACGGGUUUUCAUGUGGAUUGGUUUAUUUUUUUCCCUCUGGUUUUUUGCACACUGCUGCCCUAUGACACCAGUCCUCGGGGACUUAACAGCAAGUGUGCAAUCUGGAGUUUGCCUCUACCUUCUGAUCGCCUUGUGAGUUUACUUCCAUUGUGCUGAAGAAGAAGAAAGAUACAGGUUUUAUCAGCAUGGCUUCUUUUAAGCUGGAUUUUCUCCCAGAGAUGAUGGUGGACCAUUGCUCUUUAAAUGCUAGUCCUGUUGGGAAGAAGAUGAAUGGGUCCCUGGACCACCCUGACCAACCAGAUAUUGAUGCCAUUAAAAUGUUUGUUGGACAGAUUCCCCGGUCUUGGUCGGAAGAGCAGCUUCGUGAACUGUUUGAACCUUAUGGAGCAGUCUACGAGAUUAAUGUUCUCCGAGACCGCAGCCAGAAUCCACCGCAGAGCAAAGGUUGCUGUUUUGUAACUUACUAUAGCCGCAAAUCAGCCUUAGAAGCGCAGAAUGCUCUGCACAACAUGAAGAUUCUGCCAGGGAUGCACCAUCCAAUCCAGAUGAAGCCCGCUGAUAGUGAGAAAAACAAUGUGGAGGACAGAAAACUGUUUAUUGGAAUGAUCUCCAAGAAGUGUAACGAGAAUGAUAUCCGACUGAUGUUUUCGCCAUAUGGACAGAUAGAGGAGUGCCGGAUACUCAGAGGCCCUGAUGGACUUAGCCGUGGUUGUGCGUUUGUGACAUUCACAGCCAGACAAAUGGCCCAGUCUGCUAUCAAAUCCAUGCACCAGUCCCAGACCAUGGAGGGUUGUUCAUCGCCAAUUGUAGUGAAAUUUGCAGACACUCAGAAGGACAAGGAGCAGAAGCGCAUGGCUCAACAGCUGCAGCAGCAGAUGCAGCAACUUAGUGCUGCUUCCAUGUGGGGUAAUCUCACUGGACUCAACAGUUUAGGCCCACAGUACUUAGCACUCUACUUACAGUUGCUGCAGCAGUCUGCCUCCACAGGGAAUGCACUCAACAACCUGCACCCUGUUUCAGGUCUUAAUGCUAUGCAGAACCUCGCUGCUUUAGCAGCAGCAGCAACUGCUACACAGGCCACACCUACGGGUUCUAGCGCCAUGACGACAUCUACUAGCCCACUAAGUGCGUUAACAAGCUCAGCAGGCUCCUCCCCCACCUCCAGUAGCAACUCCUCGGCGAACCCCAUGGCUUCUUUAGGGGCCCUGCAGUCUCUGGCUGCUAGUGCUGGAGCUGGCCUCAACAUAGGUUCCUUGGCAGGCAUGGCAGCACUUAAUGGCAGUCUUGGCUCUGGAAGUCUUUCUAAUGGCUCAGGAAAUACAAUGGAGGCACUGAGCCAGGCCUACUCUGGCAUUCAACAGUACGCCGCCGCCACCCUCCCUAGCCUCUACAACCAGACCAUGCUAUCCCAGCAGAAUGUGUCAGCUGCAGGCAGCCAAAAGGAAGGUCCAGAAGGUGCGAAUUUGUUCAUUUACCACCUACCCCAGGAGUUUGGAGAUCAGGAUCUGCUCCAGAUGUUUAUGCCCUUUGGAAAUGUAAUCUCUGCAAAAGUCUUCAUUGACAAACAGACUAACCUCAGCAAAUGUUUUGGCUUUGUGAGCUACGACAACCCAGUGUCAUCACAGGCAGCCAUCCAGGCAAUGAAUGGUUUCCAGAUUGGAAUGAAAAGGCUGAAGGUGCAGCUGAAGCGCUCAAAGAAUGACAGCAAGCCCUACUGAACGAGCUGAGACACUACAGGCUUAGUUAGGCAGGGUGGUGUUAUGAUCUCUUCCUGUUUGCCCUAGCAUGUUGGUGUGGCGUCACAGCUCAUCGUCCAGUCCUUGUCUACUACGCUUCACUGGUGCUUCCAAAUUCACAUUUGACGUUGUAGUUGACGUUGAUUGCCCAAAAGGUUUUGUUGUUUCCUAUGUCCUAUGUGCUGCCAAAAUAGGCACUAGAAAGGUUGCCUCUGAGCAUUUUUGAAUGUUAAAAUUUAUUACAAGCAAAAGAAAAUCUAUUUUUCUAGAAUAAGUAAAAUAACCACUCAAUUAAAAAACAAUUCAGUUUAAUAAGAGUCUCUAGUUUGUUUUUAUUGACUGUACGAUGGAGCAAUUUUUCCAGUGCCUCUCUUUUUUGGUUUUGUUAUGUUUUUUGUGGAAAAGCAGCUAAUCUCUUUAGAUUAUGUUGUAUGUGAGUGCUAGUGUGUGCCUUAUUAAAAAAAAGAAAA